UCUGUUUCUCAAUGUUACUACAGGACAACUGGAAUUAAGUCUGAGGCCGGUAACAUCAAUAGUGAGGACAAACCCAGCCUGCCUCUCUCCUUCCACACUGAGUCCAGACCUACAGUCACUGGGUCCUAAAUGUGACAGUGGACCCCAGUUUGCACUGCAGGAUCCAGAGAUGACAUCAGUGAAGCUGGAAGAUUGCAGUCAAACAAUGGAGCUGAAUGUCAGCAUUAAAGAUGAAGAAGAUAAGAUUGAGAAAUCUCUUUCUCAAGGAGACCAUGUUGAGACAUUCUCUACAUCCAGAGAGAAACAGCAGGAAGAUCACAGAGCUAAGAGGUCUCACCACUGUCCACAUUGUGAGGAGAAUUUUUCAAUUCUAUCAAAGCUAAAAUUACAUGUAAAAAUACACACAGGAGAGAAUCUGUUUUCCUGUACUGACUGUGGGAAGAGAUUCACAACCUCAAAGGCUCUGACAGUUCAUCAGAGAGUGCACCGAGGAGAGAAGUCAUACCCCUGCUCUGACUGUGGGGCGAGUUUCUCUCAACUGUGCACCUUAAAAAGACAUGAACAUAUACAUACAGGAGAGAAGCCUUACUCCUGCUCUGACUGUGGGGCGAGUUUCUCUCAACUGUACAACUUAAAAAGACAUGAACGCAUACAUACAGGAGAGAAGACUUACUCCUGCUCUGACUGUGACAAAUGCUUCAAAAGAUCAACUGCUCUAAAGGUUCAUCAGAGAACACACACAGGAGAAAAGCCUUACUCCUGCUCUGACUGUGAAAAAUGCUUCAAAAGAUCAACUGCUCUAAAGGUUCAUCAGAGAACACACACAGGAGAAAAGCCUUACUCCUGCUCUGACUGUGGGAGGAGUUUCUCUAAACUGUACAACUUAAAAACACAUGAACGUGUACAUACAGGAGAGAAGCCUUACUCCUGCUUUUACUGUGAAAAAAUCUUCAGAACAUCAUCUGAUCAAAAAGUUCAUCAGAGAACACACACAGGAGAGAAGCCUUACUCCUGUUCUGACUGUGGAAAGCGAUACUCUCAACUGGGCCACUUAAAAACACAUGAACAUAUACAUACAGGAGAGAAGCCUUACUCCUGCUCUGACUGUGAAAAAUGCUUAAAAACAUCAGCUGAGCAAAAAGUUCAUCAGAGAACACACACAGGAGAGAAGCCUUACUCCUGCUCUGACUGUGACAAAUGCUUCAAAACAUCAACAGAUCGAAAAGUUCAUCAGAGAACACACACAGGAGAGAAGCCUUACUCCUGCUCUGACUGUGAAAAAUGCUUCAAAACAUCAACAGAUCGAAAAGUUCAUCAGAGAACACACACAGGAGAGAAGCCUUACUCCUGCUCUGACUGUGAAAAAUGCUUCAAAAGAUCAACUGCUCUAAAAGUUCACCAGAGAAAUCACACAGGAGAUAAGCCUUACACCUGCUCUGACUGUGGAAAGAGUUUCUCUCAACUGGGCGACUUAAAAACACAUGAACGUAUACACACAGGAGAGAAGCCUUUCUCCUGCUCUGACUGUGAAAAAUGCUUCAAAACAUCAACUGAGCAAAAAGUUCAUCAGAGAACACACACAGGAGAGAAGCCUUACUCCUGCUCUGGCUGUGGAAAGAGAUUCUCUCAACUGGGCCACUUAAGAAGACAUGAACUUAUACAUACAGGAGUGAAGCCUUACACCUGCUCUGACUGUGGAAAGAGUUUCUCUCAACUGGGUGACUUAAAAACACAUGAACGUGUACAUACAGGAGAGAAGCCUUACUCCUGCUUUUACUGUGAAAAAAUCUUCAGAACAUCAACUGAGCAAAACGUUCAUCAGAGAACACACACAGGAGAGAAGCCUUACUCCUGCUCUGACUGUGGAAAGAGUUUCUCUAAACUGGGGGACUUAAAAACACAUGAACGUAUACAUACAGGAGAGAAGCCUUACUCCUGCUCUGACUGUGGAAAGAGUUUCUCUAAACUGUACAACUUAAAAAGACAUGAACGUAUGCAUACAGGAGUGAAGCUUUAAUCCUGCUCUGAUUGUGUAAAAUGUUUCACAACAUCAACUGACCUAAAAGUUUGUCAGAAUUCACACUGGAGAGAAGCCUUACUCCUGCUCUUAAUGUGGCAAGAGUUUCUCCCGAUUGGAAAAUACAUAGUUGACCGAAGCCUUAUCAAAGCACUGACUGUGAGAAGAUAUUCUACAGAUUGGGCCAUUUAAAAAGACACCAAUGUGUACAUAAAGGAGAGAAGCCUCAUCAGUUCUCUCAGACCAGCUAAGAUUAGACACUCCACUUCAUUCUCAUGUCAUUAAAUAAUUGGCAACAUUGAAUUGGAUCAAAUGAAGCGUAGAUCUCACUAUUGUAAAAAAAAAACAUUUAAGGACACCUGCUUUUUCCAUGACAGACCAGGUUGGCUAAGGAAUGUGAACACUGGAAAAUUGGAAACAUGCUGCCUGGUCUGAUGAAUCCCUGUUCCUGCUGUUUCAUGCUGAUGGGAGGACUGGGGUAUGGAGGAAACCACGAGUACAUACAUCCAGUGGUGGAAAAUGUACCUAACUGUCAUACUGAGUGAAAGUAAUGAAACCUUAAUAGAAAAUUACUCAAGUAAAAGUGAGUCACCCAGUAAAAUACUACCUCAGUAAAAGUCUAAAAGCUUUUGGUUGUAAAU
Messenger RNA from Oncorhynchus kisutch (coho salmon), 2658 nucleotides. Its product is annotated as oocyte zinc finger protein XlCOF7.1-like. The record is from RefSeq and is a predicted model, not a curated record. Gene Ontology annotation, biological process: regulation of gene expression. NCBI's taxonomy places the organism in Eukaryota, Metazoa, Chordata, Actinopteri, Salmoniformes, Salmonidae. Bases 170 to 2017 code for a protein of 615 amino acids. Gene Ontology annotation, cellular component: nucleus. The transcript has 2 exons.